CACCAACACAACCACCUCUCCUUCCAGUCAUAGAAUACUCUCUAGGCACACUUUGUAAGAACCACAGCCACACAGCGCGCGCAAUGGCAACCACCGCAACCGCGAUUAGCAGCGCUGCCGCCGGCCAACUCCACGACGACGUCUACGACCGGAUGAAGGAGGUCCAGGAGUUCGAGGACUCGAAGCUCGGAGUCAAAGGUCUGGUUGACUCCGGCAUCUCUUCCAUCCCUCGGUUCUUCGUUCACCCGAACUUCAAGCCGGACCCCAACCCGGGCGCCCGACCCGACGUCAUCCCGACGAUCGACCUCUCCGGCGUCGACCGCCAGGACGCGAGGGCGAAGAUCGCGGCGCAAAUCUCGGGCGCCUGUCGCGAGCUCGGAUUCUUCCAGGUCGUCAAUCACGGGAUCCCAGUGGAAUUCUUGGACCGAUUCGUCGGCGCCGUCAGGGGGUUUCACGAGCAGCCGACGGAGGAGAAGGCGAAGCUGUAUAGAAGGGAACCCGGGACUGGGGUUUCCUUCUUUUCCAACAUCGACUUGUUUCAUUCCAAAGCCGCUAGCUGGAGAGACACACUCCAGAUGAGGUUAGGACCCACUUUACCAGAGCUAGAGGAAAUCCCUGCCAUAUGCAGGGAAGAGGUGGUGGAAUGGAAUCAGAGGGCGAAACAGGUCGGGGGAUUGCUGAUGGAGCUCUUGUGCGAAGGGCUAGGAGUGAACUCAGGGGCUUUGAAGGAGAGGAGGUUCUUGGAAUCCAGAGUGAUGGUGGGUCAUUACUACCCUUACUGCCCGCAGCCUGAUCUAACUGUAGGGAUUGCAUCCCACACAGAUCCAGGAGCAUUGACCCUGCUCCUCCAGGAUCAGGUCGGGGGGCUCCAGGUCAAGUUUGGCGAGCAAUGGGUUGAUGUCGUGCCUGUUAGAGGGGCUCUUGUCGUCAACAUUGGAGAUCUUUUGCAGAUAAUGUCGAACGACGAGUACAAGAGCGUGGAGCACAGGGUGCUGGCGAAUCCAACCAUGGAGCCACGGGUCUCGGUCGCUGUGUUCUUCAAUUCUGAUGAGCAGGAGUCCGUUCUGGGACCGAUCCCGGAGCUGAUCUCGCCUGAGAAACCUGCCGUCUACCGGGAAUUCACCAAGUUAGACUACAUGAGAAGGUUCUUCACCAAAGAGUUGGAUGGCAGAACCCUCACCAAUUUCUACAAGCUGUAAGAAAAAGGAAAAAACUGGUGCAUCUGAUCGCUUGUACUUGGCUAGUAAAAGAUGGUGUGCUCUCGUACAAAGUAGUGUCUCGUCUUACAUUAGUGGGACAAACAGUGCAUACUAAUAGACUGUAAGCAGAAGUCUAGGAAUGAACACUGAUGUUGUAUAAUACAGUUUAUACUUUAUAGGCUGUAAUGCUAUGUAUAUGUUGUAGCUUAUCUAAAACCCUAGAGUUAUGUGAACAAUGACGGAGCAAGAAAUUUGGAGGGGUUUAAAAAUUUAGGCUCGU
This is a messenger RNA of Linum tenue, 1479 nucleotides long. Lineage: Eukaryota; Viridiplantae; Streptophyta; Magnoliopsida; Malpighiales; Linaceae. The record is from the annotation of a GenBank genome assembly.